Messenger RNA from Leptidea sinapis, 1909 nucleotides. RefSeq names its product histone-lysine N-methyltransferase, H3 lysine-79 specific (gene gpp). Gene Ontology annotation, cellular component: nucleus. The transcript has 11 exons. Gene Ontology annotation, molecular function: histone H3K79 methyltransferase activity. Bases 134 to 1909 code for a protein of 591 amino acids. Lineage: Eukaryota; Metazoa; Arthropoda; Insecta; Lepidoptera; Pieridae. The record is from RefSeq and is a predicted model, not a curated record. Gene Ontology annotation, biological process: DNA damage checkpoint signaling; DNA repair; regulation of transcription regulatory region DNA binding.
ACAUGGCGCCUAGCCUAGUUCGGAAUGUGUGUGUGUGAAAGUGCAGUGGAAUUAUGUUGUUAACAAAUGUUUUUAGUGUAAUAUUUAGUGUAUAAGUGUAAAAAGAGUGCAUUGAUGCAGUGGUUGUCUUAUAAUGGCAUUGGAUUUACGCUUGCAUUCUCCUGCAGGCGCGGAACCCGUUGUUUAUACAUGGCCACUCACAUCAGGUCAUGGCUCGGAGAAACAUGACGGAGCUCUGGAGAUAGUAGAGACAAUAAGAUGGGUGUGCGACGAUCUGCCGGAGAUGAAGGGUGCAUUGGAGAAGAACAUCCUGAGCAACUACGACACCCACUCGUACGAGAGCAUGCGAGCCUUGUGCGACCGUUUCAACCGCGCCAUAGACUCCGUUGUUGCAUUGGAAAAAGGAACUUCACUGCCGGCUCAGCGCCUAAACAAGUACCCGUCCAGAGGUUUGCUGAAACAUAUACUCCAGCAGACCUACAACCAAGCAGUGGCAGAUCCCGACAAGUUGAACCAAUACGAGCCCUUUUCACCCGAGGUUUACGGCGAGACGUCGUACGAACUGAUAUCGCAGAUGAUAGACCAGAUCAACAUAACUCCUGAAGAUGUAUUUGUGGAUCUGGGUUCGGGCGUCGGGCAAGUCGUGUUGCAAAUGGCGGCCGCGACACCCUGCCGCAUUUGCUUCGGGGUUGAGAAAGCUGAAGUGCCUAGUAAAUACGCAGAGUGUAUGGAUUCAAACUUUAGAAUGUGGAUGAGGUGGUAUGGAAAGAAGUACGGCGAGUACAAGCUGAUAAAGGGCGAUUUUUUAUUGGACGAACACAGAGAGAAGAUUAAUUCGGCAACAAUUGUUUUUGUCAACAACUUUGCCUUCGGGCCGCACGUCGAUCAUCAGUUGAAAGAAAGAUUCGCCGAUCUAAAAGACGGCGCGAAGAUCGUGUCCUCGAAGAGCUUUUGCCCAUUAAAUUUUAGGAUAACAGAUAGAAACUUGAGCGAUAUUGGGACAAUAAUGCACGUCAGUGAAAUGUCGCCACUGAAAGGUUCGGUCUCGUGGACGGGCAAGCCAGUGUCGUACUACUUACAUAUUAUAGAUAGGACUAAAUUGGAGAGAUACUUUCAAAGACUGAAAAACCCGAAACUCAAGGUCAGCAAAAGGGGGAUUCAGAACGGUGCUGAGGAGGAUAAUGGAAAGAGGAAUAUGAGCGCGCCGCCCACAAGACAAUCUACCCCGGACCUUCUCAAUGGAAAUAGCAACCACAGCACCGGUUCGUUGCCCGAAAGGAGGAGGAAGGUUGCCCGGCCGAGACCGAUACGCGGAGAGAACGGCACGACUCGCGCGCGCGCGGCUGGCAGUGCCGGCGUCGCUAAGAGGCGCGUGGCCCGGCGCUCCAGCGACGACAGCGACGAGGAGUCCAGCGGCACGGACGACCCGCCGCCGGCGCCCGAGCCUGCGCCGCGCGAGUGGGGCGCGCCCUGGGCCUCCGCCGACACGAAUCGUCGCGGCCGCAGUACGAAGCGGAGUGCGAGCGCCGGCGGAGCGAGCGGCGCGGGCGCACGGCGGCGGGCGGCUCGCGCCAAGAGGCGGAGAAAUGCGCGACCAGCCAUCGCCGGGCUGGACCUGCUGCACUCCACGACACUCGCGUCCACCAUACACAACGGAGCCGUGACGGCGCCGCCCCCCGGCUGCGUGGAGCAGCGUCUGUCGGCGCUGGGCGUGGUGCUGCAGCCCGCGUCGCGCCUGCACUCGGAGCUGGACAUCCCGCGGUCGCCGCACGCGCCCUACAGCCUGCAGCUGCUGCUGGACAUGUUCCGCGACCAGUACCUCGCGUUCAUCGCGCGCCUCAACACGCCGGACUACGCCAGGGAGAUCCGGCAGCAGAUCGAUAAGGAGAAGGUGACACUCGGUGAAUAA